AUGUCCAUCCCAUCAAGGACCAAGUUCUCCAACUCCAACUCCAACCUCCCAACUCCAACCUCCAACCUCCAAACUCCAAACUCCAACUCCAACCUCCAACCUCCAACCUCCAACUCCAACCUCCAACUCCAAACUCCAAACUCCAAACUCCAACCUCCAACUCCAACCUCCAAAUUCCAACUCCAACCUCCAAACUCCAACUCCAACCUCCCAACUCCAACCUCCAACCUCCAAACUCCAACUCCAACCUCCAACUCCAACCUCCAACCUCCAACUCCAAACUUCAAACUCCAAACUCCAACUCCAAACUCCAUCCUCCAAACUCUAACCUCCAGCUCCAAACUCCAACUCCAACCUCCAAACUCAAACUCCAACCUCCAACCUCCAACUCCAACCUCCAACCUCCAACCUCCAACCACCAACUCCAAACUCCAACCUCCAAACUCCAAAUUCCAAACUCCAACUCCAAACUCCAACCUCCAAACUCCAAACUCCAAACUCCAACCUCAAACUCCAACCUCCAAACUCCAACUCCAAACUCCAACCUCCAACUUCAAACUCCAACUCCAACCCCCAAACUCCAACCUCCAACCUCCAACUCCAACCUCCAAACUCCAGCCACCAACUCCAACCUCCAACUCCAACCUCCAACCUCCAACCUCCAACUCCAUACAGCAUGACAUACAACCUUACAGGCCAAAGAACAAACACAGAUUAUCAAUCAUGCACUUAACACCUGACCACCUGCUGUACAUUCCGUGGUUAAGCAGGGAGGGAAGUUCAAUCUCCCUGCCCUGCCAUAUCUAG
Messenger RNA from Acipenser ruthenus (sterlet), 807 nucleotides. RefSeq lists its product as uncharacterized. Lineage: Eukaryota; Metazoa; Chordata; Actinopteri; Acipenseriformes; Acipenseridae. The transcript has 2 exons. The record is from RefSeq and is a predicted model, not a curated record. The coding region runs from base 1 to 807 and encodes 268 amino acids.